CAAUAAAUAAAAUUCUGUUUCUGUGGGAGAAAGCUCGAAGUGAAUCAACAACUAUCAAAGCAGAAGAAAAGUCUCUAAGCUACGCAUCUCUCUCUCUCUCUCUAUUGACAUAUAUGACUUUGUUGCCCCCUCAAAAUUCUUGAUUCAAUUGACUUGUUGUGAAUUGUGAUGGGUCCUGUGAGAGGAAUCAGAAAGAGAAGAAAGACAGAGAAGAGUCUUGACAACAAUGGUUCUGGUUCUGGUUCUGGGUCAUCUGAGAAAGAGGGUGUUGUAGAUUGGUGGGAUGAAUUGUCAAAGAAGAUCAAUGGUCUUCAGAAGUCACCACUAAAGAUCUCCCGAAAGACGUUUGAGUACAUAUGUUCACUUGUCAAGGAUGAUAUAACAACAAAAUCUGCGCAUUUCUCGUUUUCAAGUGGAAAGCCAAUGUCUUUAUUUGACCAAGUGGCGGUGGCACUAAGAAGGUUAGGAUCUGGCGACUCGCUUGUCACAAUUGCUGAGUCAUUUGGGCUAAGUCACUCAACCGUUUCGCAAGUCACAUGGCGAUUUGUCGAAUCCAUGGAAGAGAGAGGGCUUCAUCACCUGCAAUGGCCUUCAGCACAAGAGGAAAUGAAUGCAAUCAAGUCAAAAUUUGAGAAAAUACACGGCUUCCCGAAUUGCUGUGGCGCCGUUGAUGCUACUCACAUUACAAUGUGUCUACCUGGAACCGAAUAUUCAAGUAAUGUGUGGCUUGAUUAUAAAAACAAUCAUAGCAUGGUUUUGCAAGCAAUAGUUGAUCCUGACAUGAAAUUCCGCGACAUAGUCACUGGUUGGCCCGGUAAAAUGGAGGACUGGUCGAUAUUUUCGUGCUCAAAUUUCAACAAACUUUGCGAUAAAGGAGAAAGACUAGAUGGAAAGGUAUUGAAAUUCUCUGAAGAAUCAGAAAUAAGGGAAUAUAUAAUCGGUGAUUCAGGUUAUCCUCUACUACCUUACCUUAUUGUUCCCUAUGAAGAGAAAGAACUCUUAAAGUCAGAGGCGAAAACUCAGUUUAACAAGCUGCAUUUAGAAACAAGGAUGGUGGCACAAAGAGCAUUGACAAGGCUUAAGGAAACGUGGAGAAUCAUUCGCGGAAAUAUGUGGCGGCCGGACAAACAUCGGUUACCGAGGAUUAUUCUUGUUUGUUGCUUACUUCACAACAUUGUUAUUGAUAUGCAGGAUGAAGUGAAGGAUGAGUUACUAUGUUUGUAUCAUCAUAAUCAUGACUCAGGAUACAAUCAACGUGUUUGUGAAGAUGCUGAUGAGAAGGGUGUGGCACUAAGAGAAAGCUUGUUGAGCUACUUGAAUGGAAGGUUGCAUUCAUGAUUUGUUUUGUUCACUAUUACUAGAUAUUAUUGGUAUAGCUUAAAAAAAUUAAGUGGAAUGGAAUCAUGAAAGAUUUUAAGAAAACAUAUACUAUAGAUUUGAAUAUACCAUUGGUCUAUGCAAAUAUAUAAUUUUUUUAUUUUGGUUUCUGUUAAGUAUUUUUUGUUUGGAUUUUAUCCCUAUAAUAUUGGAAACCAUCAUUUAU
Trifolium pratense (red clover) is the source of this 1543-nucleotide messenger RNA. RefSeq names its product protein ALP1-like. The coding region runs from base 169 to 1338 and encodes 389 amino acids. The transcript is spliced from 3 exons. NCBI's taxonomy places the organism in Eukaryota, Viridiplantae, Streptophyta, Magnoliopsida, Fabales, Fabaceae. The record is from RefSeq and is a predicted model, not a curated record.